UUCCCCUCUCAAAAAUUUCAAUUCCUUUCUUCUUCUUCUGCCUCUGUGUUUGGUUUGAGAGCUCUUAAACCCUUUAUCCUUUCCAUUUUCAGAGCUCUUAUUUUUCUUCUUUUACUAACAUAGUAGGGGGGAAUUUUAGUUUAAACCAUGAGGCUCCCACAUUCAAGUUUGCCUCCAGGGUUUAGAUUCCACCCCACUGAUGAAGAACUCAUCCUUCAUUAUCUAAUGAAGAAACUGAGUUCCUCACCUUUCCCUGUUUCCAUCAUCGCUGACGUCGAUAUCUAUAAGUUCGAUCCCUGGGACUUACCAGAUAAAGCUGUAUUUGGAGAGAAAGAAUGGUACUUUUUCAGCCCGAGAGACAGAAAGUACCCUAAUGGUGCAAGGCCAAACAGGGCAGCUGGAUCUGGGUAUUGGAAAGCAACUGGGACUGAUAAGAUUAUAGUUGCAUCUUCAAUGGCAGCUGGGAGGGGUGGAGUGUUUUCCAAUAUUGGUGUAAAGAAAGCUUUGGUGUUUUAUAAAGGAAGGCCUCCUAAAGGGAUAAAGACUAAUUGGAUCAUGCAUGAAUAUCGCCUUUCACAGAACCCUAACCCCAACUCCAAUAAUAGAUCAUUCAAGUCUAAAGAUUGCUCCAUGAGGUUGGAUGAUUGGGUUCUUUGCCGCAUCUAUAAUAAAUCACAUGCUUUAUCUUCAACAUCAACAGCAACAAAUGAUCAAAACCAAGAGGAAGACGAAGCAGAACAGUUCAUUCGAGAUGCCCUUUUACCAGCUCUUGAAAGUCCUUCAAGCAACAACAAUACUAAUCUUAAACUUCAGCCCCAGAAGUCCUGUUCUUUCUCCAACCUGUUAGAUGCCAUGGACUACUCAAUGCUUAGUAGUUUCCUUGCAGAUAACCAGUGCAACACAGCUGGAUAUGAAUCUUCUUCAUUUGGCUUUCGAAACUUCGAACAGGCCCCGGUCGGUGACACCAGCAGGUUUCCCCAAAAGCUUCCCCAGUUGACCUCUUCAGUAGUUCCAGCCAUGGAAAACAAACUCAAGCGUCCAUAUUCUAGCAUUGAUCAGGAUUACUUGGAGCCACCAAAGAAACUUAUCAGUUCUUGCAAUCAUACUAAGAGCACCACUCAAUCUGAUAUGACUCAAUCCAACUUUCUAAACCAGUCAUUUUUCAACCAUAGUUUACUUCUAUGCCCUCAUUUUCAAUUCCAAGGAUAGAAGAAAGAUUCUAAAUAUAUAUAUAUAUAUAUAUAUAUAUAUGAGAAAACUUGGGAUGAAAUAUUUGCAACAUAUCAAAAUUUUUGUAGAAAAAUUGUAUCAGAUUCACACUUUGUAAAUAGUGUAUUUAAAGUUGAAGGCAGUUCAUCAUAUAUUUGGGUACAA
Gossypium raimondii (Peruvian cotton) is the source of this 1374-nucleotide messenger RNA. RefSeq names its product NAC transcription factor 47. The record is from RefSeq and is a predicted model, not a curated record. Lineage: Eukaryota; Viridiplantae; Streptophyta; Magnoliopsida; Malvales; Malvaceae. Gene Ontology annotation, biological process: regulation of DNA-templated transcription. Gene Ontology annotation, molecular function: DNA binding.